GCGCGAUUUGAUGAGAAGUUGUCAAACAAAACAUCUGCCUCCUCUCGUUCAGUCCUUUCCUUCGGCUAGUCGUUUCAGUAUUUUUGCAAAGUUUUCGUGAUUUUUUGCACCAAAAAGUUGAUUUAAUUCAAUUUUAUUAGUUUCUUAGAUUGCCGCCGGCUUCUGCAACGAAAAUGCCCAAGAACAAGAAGAAGGAAGAAACCUCCGACUCCGACUCCGGACCGGAAGACCGCACCCCGGCGAAGAAGAGCAAAUCCGAGGCCGGUUCCAGCGGUGGUGCCAAAAACGAAAGCGGCGAGCCGGAGUGGUUCCUGGACAAGAACAAGAAGGUCACCGUGCGGGAGUUCAAGAACAAGGUGUACGUAGACAUUCGCGAGUUCUACGAAAAGGACGGCAAGAUGCUGCCGGGGAAGAAGGGCGUCAGCCUGCAGGUUCCCAUGUGGAAGAAGCUGCUGGAGAUUUCCGACGAGGUCAACGAGGCGAUCAAGAAGUUCUAGGACGCUGUUGGCAGUAAGUUUCCUUAUUAUUUUUUUGUUUUGUUACCUCUAGGCUGUAAGUUUGAGAGCACUUCCGGAGCGUCAGCGGGAAGAGAGCUGAUGCUGCGCGGAAUGUGCUGUUCUUUUGUACUUGAAGAUAAUUCCUAAACUAUGAGUCGUAAUAAAUUGUUACACUUUGCGUAA
This is a messenger RNA of Culex pipiens pallens (northern house mosquito), 680 nucleotides long. RefSeq names its product RNA polymerase II transcriptional coactivator (gene Ssb-c31a). NCBI's taxonomy places the organism in Eukaryota, Metazoa, Arthropoda, Insecta, Diptera, Culicidae. Gene Ontology annotation, biological process: positive regulation of transcription initiation by RNA polymerase II. Gene Ontology annotation, molecular function: DNA binding; transcription coactivator activity. Bases 174 to 497 code for a protein of 107 amino acids. The transcript has 3 exons. Gene Ontology annotation, cellular component: nucleus; transcription regulator complex. The record is from RefSeq and is a predicted model, not a curated record.